GAGUAAGUAUCGAAUUGCAAGACCAAUUACAAAAAAAAAAUAUGAUGUCAAUAAAAUUUAUUCAUCGUAUCAAUAACGUUGUAUAAAUUAAAUAAAAUAACGAUUUGCAGAGUUGCAGAACAAUAUCAAAUGAUAUCUGACCGUGCUUUGAGCACGCCUAAUAAUACAGCCGAAUUGAUAGUGCUUAAAAAUUUUAUUAAGAUGAUUUUAGAAGUGACUUUAAAGAAUUUGGAAGACAAACUUCGCGAAAUAAUCGACCAUAUCCUGAUAUUGUCCAAUUAUCAUUGUAUUACGGAUAACGAGAUAUAUAUCAACAACAUUACGUUUCAAUGGUACCAUAAGAUACCUCAAAUUUUGGAAGAAAACGAAUCCAUCGUUGGACAUAAGACAUUAGAAUUUCAACAGGCAUUAAGAGUUAGGUAUAUUAAGUUCGAAGAGGAAUUGGAAUCUUGCGCGAAACAAGUGGACGAGAUCGAAAAUUGGGGAGACAUCGCGGAGGUUUACAAAUAUCAGAAAAGGGCGCAAAUUUUGGAAAAUCGUUUGAUCGUUGCCAUGGAUAAGAUCGAUAAGUUUAACGAAGAGGAAGCUGCGUUUGGUUGGGAAAUAACGCAAUAUCCGCGUCGCAAACAGAUCGCUGAUCAAUUAAAGCCCUACAAGCAACUGUUUGACGUGAUUUGCGAUUUUUUGACUAAGCACGAUAAAUGGUUAAACUCGAUGGUCGGUACAUAUUAUCCCGAAGAAAUUGAUAACGACGUAGGAAUAGCAUUCAGAUUGAUCUACAAAUUGGAGAGAAGUUUUCAAGAGCCAGCUUUGAGACAGCUGGCGGCAGGUGUGCGGGAUAAAAUAGAAGAUUUCAGGGAAAAUAUGCCGAUCAUUUAUACGCUCGGCAAUCCGGCUUUGAAGGAACGUCAUUGGGAACAAAUUUCGGCGAUCAUAAAUAUUCCUAUAAAAGUCGAUGCCGAUCUAACCUUGGCGAAGAUCAUCGAAAUGGGACUACUCCCUCUCGUCAGUCUGUUCGAGAGCAUCUCGGAUAAUGCCUCGAAGGAGGCCACGUUGGAGAAGGCUAUGGAUAAGAUGGAGAAGGAUUGGGCCGAUUUAUAUUUCACCGUUAAUCCUUUCAAGGACACCGGUACAUACGUCAUCGCUGGUGUCGACGAUAUACAACUUCUUCUGGACGAUCACAUCGUUAGAACGGUCACCAUAAAGAAUUCGCCAAACAUAAAACCGUUCGAAGAAAGAAUACUGAAAUGGGAGUAUAAGUUGCAUUUGCUGCAAGAUAUUUUGGACCAGUGGCUCCGCGUCCAAGCAAUCUGGAUGUACUUGGAGCCGAUCUUUACAUCCCCGGAUAUUCAACAACAGAUGCCAGAGGAGGGGAGAAAAUUCUCCGCUGUGGAUAAAACUUGGCGCGACAUCAUGAAGACUGUUUACGCUGAUUCUAGGGUUUUCGCGGUCAUCGAGAUCGAUAAGAUGUUAGAGCGGUUAAAGAAGAGUUACGGAUUGUUAGAGGAUAUCCAAAAGGGUUUGAACGAAUAUCUGGAGAGGAAACGUCUCUUCUUCCCGAGAUUCUUCUUCCUGUCCAACGACGAGUUGUUGGAAAUUUUGUCCGAGACGAAGGAUCCGACUCGCGUGCAACCACAUUUGAGAAAGUGUUUCGAGGGAAUACAUUCGUUGAGGUUCGACGAAGAUCUCGAGGUGCUCGCUAUGCGGUCAACCGAGGGUGAAGAAGUAGACCUGAUAGAGGCGAUAUCCACUCUGGCUACGAGAGGACAAGUAGAGAAAUGGCUGAUCGAGUUGGAAAGAAUCAUGAGACUGAGCAUAAGGAACGAAGUGUAUCUAGCUAUACAGGCGUAUCCCACGAAAGAGAGGAGGUUGUGGGUUUUGGAUUGGCCGGGUCAAACGAUACUCUGCGUCGGUAAAACGUACUGGACUCUACGCAUAGAGCAAUCCAUGUUGCUCGGUGUAGAAGGGCUGAACAGAUACUUGGACCAAUGUCAGAGGGAAUUGAACGAGAUCAUAUUGCUGAUCAGAGGCAAAUUGACGAAACAGAAUCGCAUCACUCUAGGUGCUUUGGUCACGUUGGACGUCCACGGGAAAGACACUCUCGCGGGAUUGUGCAAAGACCACGUGGUGAAGAACACAGACUUCAAAUGGUUGUGCCACUUGCGCUAUUAUUGGCUGGAAGACAACAUGUGGGCUUACAUGAUAAAUUCGAAGCUACGUUACGGCUACGAAUAUCUCGGCAAUUCUUCGAGAUUAGUGAUCACCCCUUUGACGGAUCGAUGCUAUCGAACGUUGUUCGGUGCCCUGCACCUUCACCUGGGCGGUGCGCCAGAGGGGCCUGCCGGAACCGGUAAGACGGAGACGACCAAGGAUCUCGCGAAAGCCGUUGCCAAGCAAUGCGUCGUGUUCAAUUGUUCCGAGGGUUUGGAUUAUCUCGCCCUGGGAAAAUUCUUCAAAGGAUUGGCCUCUUGCGGCGCUUGGUCUUGCUUCGACGAGUUCAACCGAAUCGACUUGGAAGUUUUAUCGGUGGUCGCCCAACAAAUUCUAACGAUUCAGCGAGCUAUAUUAAGCGGGGCGGAGAAAAUCAUUUUCGAGGGUACCGAGAUCUUCUUAGACCCGACCUGCGCCAUCUUUAUUACCAUGAAUCCCGGUUACGCGGGCAGAUCCGAGUUACCGGACAAUUUGAAGGCAUUGUUCCGCCCCGUUACAAUGAUGGUGCCCGAUUACGCGUUGAUCGCCGAGAACACUCUCUAUUCCUACGGAUUCUAUAACGGCAGGCCUUUGGCAGUUAAAAUCGUGACAGCUUACAGACUUUGCUCCGAGCAGUUGAGCAGCCAGCAUCACUACGAUUACGGUAUGAGGGCUGUCAAGUCCGUGCUGAUCGCUGCCGGCAACCUGAAGCUCAGAUAUCCCGAGGAAUCGGAAGAUAUCCUCAUGCUGAGAAGCAUAAUGGACGUGAAUCUGCCGAAAUUUUUGGUCCACGAUCUACCGCUUUUCGAAGGUAUCGCGUCCGACUUGUUCCCCGGUGUCAUCCUCCCGCCCCCUGAUUAUACCCACUUGAACGCCUGCACGAUGGACGCAUGCGCCGCGGCAAACAUCCAAUGCACCAGUUUCUUCUUGGAGAAGAUACACCAGAUAUACGAGAUGAUGAUAGUCAGGCACGGUUUCAUGAUCGUCGGCCUACCGUUCGGCGGGAAAACCUCGGCUUACAGGAUGCUCGCAGGCGCUCUGGGAUUGUUGGAGGAUCGUAAGCUGAUGGACGAGCACCGGGUCGAGAUAACGGUUAUCAAUCCGAAGGCGAUCACGAUGGGCCAAUUAUACGGCCAGUUCGACCCGGCCUCGCACGAAUGGACCGACGGUGUCCUCGCUGUCAGUUACAGGGCUUUCGCCACUUCCACCAAUCUGAAUAGGAAAUGGUUGGUGUUCGACGGCCCGGUCGACGCCCUCUGGAUCGAGAAUAUGAACACCGUGCUGGACGACAAUAAAAAGCUUUGCCUCACCUCCGGGGAAAUUAUCCAGCUGGCGCCUACCACCAACUUAAUUUUCGAGCCCAUGGACUUGGAGGUCGCGUCACCUGCCACGGUGUCGAGAUGCGGGAUGAUUUACAUGGAGCCGGUCAGUUUGGGUUGGAUGCCGAUCUUGGUUUCUUGGCUGAACACUUUGCCACCCUCCUUCACCGAUCAUCUUAAGAAUCAUUUGCACGAAAUGUAUUCGAGGUUUUGUCCGUGCCUUCUGCAAUUAGUUCGCGUGUGCAAGGAGAUAAUAACGAUGCCCGAUGCCAAUCUGGUUAAAUCCACAACGUACAUGUUCGAUUGUUUCGUCGACGAUUAUUACGACGAGAAGUAUUGCCACAUGAUGACGGAUCUAGAUAUGAGGGCACAAGUGGAGGGUUGCUUUUUUUUCUCUUGCAUCUGGGCGAUGGGCGGCACUAUAACGACGGAGUAUCGCGAAUGGUUCAGCGAUCUGUUCAGAGCGUUAACGGAUCGAGAGUUUCCGAGCGACGUGAAGGAACGGUUCAAUAUCGCGGAGAUCAUCAAUCCGUCGAAGCCGUACGUGGUAAACUUGCCGAUGACGGGUUUGGUGUACGAUUAUAAGUUCGUGAAAGAGGGUAGGGGGAAAUGGAGGCCGUGGACGGACGAUCUCCAAGAUAUCCCCCCGAUACCGAAAGACAUGCCGGUCAAUCAGAUAAUAGUCCCGACGAUCGAGACUGUUCGUUACUUCCACUUGUUUCGACUGUUGAUCCGCCAUCAAAAACCUCUGCUGCUUGUUGGCCCGACAGGGACGGGCAAAUCCUCCUACAUAAUGGAGUUUCUAUUGAAGAAGAACGACCCGGACACGUACAAACCUCUUUUCGUCAUAUUCUCCGCUCAAACCACCGCCAACCAGACCCAAGACAUCAUCAUGAACAAAUUGGAUAGGCGAAAGAAGGGGUUGUACGGAGCACCGCCGGGCAAGUAUUGGAUAGUUUUCGUGGACGACGUCUCGAUGCCGCAGAAAGAGGAAUUCGGUUCUCAGCCGCCUAUAGAAUUGUUGAGGCAAUGGUUGGACCAUUGGACGUGGUACGAUCUAAGGGAGAUAUCGCCCAUACACUUGGUGGACGUACAAUUGGUUUGCGCUAUGGGGCCGCCGGACACUGGGUUGGAUUGCACGCCACGAUUCAAAAGGCAUUUCGUCACCUUGGGGAUCUCAGAGUUCUCCGACGACGUUCUCAUUACCAUUUUCACAACCAUCGUAAAUUGGUACUUCGUCACCAGAGAGUUUCAAGACUUUUUCUUCACCAGUAUCGAUUACUUCGUGAGCGGCACGCUCGACGUUUACAAAGAGACAAGGUUACACCUUUUACCGACACCGGCCAAAUGCCAUUAUUUGUUCAACUUGCGAGACUUCUCGAGGGUGAUCCAAGGAGUGUUGCUUUGCACCCCCGAAACCGUCCCCGAUCCCACGAGUUUGAAACGACAAUGGGUGCACGAAGUGUUACGAGUUUACGGUGAUCGAUUGGUGGACGACCAUGACAUUAAAUGGCUCGUCGAACAGAUGCGGACAACCAUGAGGCUGUACAUGGACGACGAGCUGGAUAACUUGUUCCAAGAUUUAAUAACGGAUGACACGGUGACGUUCAUGGAACUUCGAAAUUUGAUUUACUGCGACUUCCACGAUCCUUUCGCGGAUAAAAAAUUGUACGUGGAAGUGAAAGACUUAGAUUUCCUCACCCUCGUUGCCGAGGAAUAUCUCGAGGAAUAUAAUUCGAUCUCGAGGACACCGAUGAAUCUCGUCCUGUUCAGAUUCGCCAUCGAACAUCUGUCGAAGAUCAGUCGUAUAAUGAUGCAACCCCGGGGCCACGCGCUGUUGAUCGGCGUGGGCGGUUCGGGGCGUCAAUCGAUGACGAAAUUGGCGGCCCAUAUCUCCGAUUACGAAUUAUUCCAAGUGGAGAUAUCCCAGGUGUACGGUAUUUACGAGUGGCACGAGGACGUGAAGGAUAUCCUUAGGAAGAGCGCGUUCUCCGACCUCCACACGGCAUUCCUCUUCAUGGACACACAGAUCAAAGAGGAGAUAUUCCUCGAGGAUAUCAGCAAUAUAUUGAACUCGGGCGAGGUCCCCAACAUAUUCGCCGUGGACGAGCUGUCCGAGAUAUGCGAGAAGAUGCGAGUGAUCGAUCGGCAGAGGGACAGAGCGGUGCAGACCGAUGGGAGCCCCGUGGCGUUGUUCAAUUUCUUCGUGCAGACGGUACGCGAACAGUUGCACAUGAUAGUGAGCAUGUCGCCGAUCGGCGAGAAUUUCCGGGCCAGAAUUCGGAAAUUCCCCGCCCUGGUCAGUUGUUGCACGAUCGACUGGAUGCAAGCCUGGCCCGAGGACGCCCUACUAGCCGUGGCGACCAAAUUCCUCGACGAGAUCGAUCUCACGGAGAAGGAGAGGGCCGCGUGCAUCGAGAUGUGCCAAUUCUUCCACACGUCCACCCAGAACUUGACCAAAGACUUUCUCAAGAAGGCGAGACGUUACAACUACGUAACCCCGACCUCGUACCUCGAGCUCAUCAACACCUUCAAGGAUUUGCUCGCGAAGAAGAGGAAGGAGGCUUUGGACGGUAAAAAGAGGUACGAGGCGGGGCUGGAAAGGUUGGACAGUACCCACAAGCAAGUGGAGAAGAUGCAAGAGAUUUUAAUCGCGCUACAACCCAAGCUUCUUAUCGCCGCUAAGGACGUCGAAGCCAUGUUUCUCGAUGUCGAGAGGGAGAGCAACGAAGUGGCUGCCCUGGAGCUAAUCGUGAAGAGCGACGAGGAGGCCGCCAUGGAAGUGGCGAGCGAGGCGGACGCCAUACGCGCGGAAUGCGACGCGGAUCUGCAGGAAGUGAUGCCCAUAUUAAACGCGGCGAACGCAGCCUUGCAAACCUUGACUCCUCAGGAUAUUCAAAUAGUGAAAUCCAUGAAACGUCCCCCGGCCGGUGUUCGACUGGUGAUGGAGGCGAUUUGCAUUCUAAAGGACGUGAAACCGGAAAAGGUUAAAACGCCCGAGGGGGAUGUGGUGGAAGAUUAUUGGAAGCCGUCGCUUCGCAUAUUGACGGACAUAAAGUUCCUCGAUUCCCUGAUCCACUUCGACAAGGACAACAUCCCGGAGAGAAUCAUGACGAAAAUUCGCACGACGAUAUUAACGAAUCCGAACUUCGACCCGGAAAGGAUAAGGCAAGUGUCGACGGCUUGCGAGGGCCUGUGCAAAUGGGUGUUCGCGUUGUCCGAGUACGACAAAGUGGCGAAGAUAGUUGCGCCUAAGAGGAAAGCCUUGGCCAUAGCGGAGGCCGACUACAAGGAGGCGAUGGAACAGUUGGCGUUGAAGAGGGCUCAGCUUCAAGAGGUGAGGGACAGGUUGGCGAAGGUCGAGGAAUUGUUGAAGAUACGCAGGGCCGAGUAUCAGGCGAUGACGGACGAGGUGAACGUGUGCGAGGCGAGAUUGAGAAGGGCGAGGGAGCUGAUCGGCCGGCUGGGAGGGGAGUACACCAGAUGGUCCGAUACGGCCAAGGAAUUGGGCGAGCGUUAUUACACUCUGACCGGCGACAUUCUGAUCGGUUCCGGGAUCGUGGCCUAUCUAGGAGUGUUCACCACGCAGUUCAGGCAGGAACAGAUCGAAAACUGGGUGCAGAUUUGCACAGAUUUGGAAGUGAUCUGCACCAAGGAUUACGAGCUCGCCCCUAUACUGGGCGAUUCCGUUCUGAUACGCUCCUGGAUCAUCUUCGGUCUGCCCACCGAUCUGUUCUCCAUCGACAACGCGAUAAUCGUAACGAAUUCUCGCCGGUGGCCGUUGAUGAUCGAUCCCCAGGGCCAGGCCAACAAAUGGGUGAAGAAUAUGGAGAAGGAUAACAACGUCCACGUGAUCAGGCUGACCCAGGAAGAUUACAUGAGAGUUUUGGAGAACGCUAUCCAGUUUGGUCAGCCGGUCUUGUUGGAGAAUAUCGGCGAGGAGAUCGAUCCCGCUCUCGAACCGCUUUUGAUGAAACAGACCUUUAAAUCUGCUGGCGCGGAGUGUAUCAAGGUCGGAGAUUCUAUUAUCGAAUACUCUCACAAUUUUAGAUUUUACAUGACGACUAAAUUGCGUAAUCCUCAUUAUCUACCAGAAGUGGUGGUGAAGGUAACGCUGUUGAACUUCAUGAUUACGCCAAUAGGCCUCGAAGAUCAGCUCCUCGGGAUCGUGGUCGCUAAAGAGAGGCCGGACUUGGAGGCCGAGAAGAAUCUAUUGAUCAUUCAAGGAGCCGCCAACAAGAAAAAAUUAAAGGAGAUCGAGGACGAGAUUCUCAGGGUUCUGCAAACCGUGGAGGGGAAUAUCCUCGAGGAUGAAACGGCCAUCAGUAUACUAAGUUCGUCCAAAAAUCUUGCCAACGAAAUCGAAGCGAAACAGAGAGUGGCAGAGAUCACGGAAAAAUCUAUCGACGCCGCGAGAUUGCAGUACACGCCCAUAGCCAUCCACAGCACCGUCCUCUUCUUCACGAUCGCCGUUCUGGCGAACAUCGAUCCGAUGUAUCAAUACUCGUUGAUCUGGUUCGUGAAUCUCUUCAAGAACUCGAUCGACAACACGGAACGCGUGGAAGAUAUAGAGCAACGACUCAAGGAUCUCACCAAGUACUUCACGUACUCCCUCUACGUGAACAUAUGUCGGUCGUUGUUCGAGAAGGACAAGCUUUUAUUCUCCCUCCUCCUUUUGAUAAACUUGCUGUACAAGCAGGGGAAAAUCUCGAUACCCCAAUGGAUGUUUCUGUUGACCGGAGGCGUUAGCCUUGAGAAUCCUUUCGUAAAUCCCACGACUUGGCUACCAAGGAAAUCAUGGGACGAGUUGUGCCGUUUGGACAGCGUUCCAGGUUUCGAGGAAUUCAAAUCCAACUUCGAGCUCCAUCUGGACGAGUGGAAAGUCAUAUUCGAUCAUAUGGAGCCUCACACUUUAACGUUCCCCAAGCCUUAUGAAAAUAUCAGCUGUUUCGAGAGAAUGGUCAUACUGCGAUGCAUUCGUCCUGACAAAGUGGUGCCGGCCGUUCAGAAAUUCGUGCAUGAGCAAAUGGGAUCUCAGUACAUCGAGCCGCCGCCCUUCGACCUGAUCUCGUCGUUCGCCGAUUCGCAUUCCUGUAUUCCUCUCAUAUUCGUGUUGACGCCUGGCGCCGAUCCCAUGGCGAUUCUACUGAAAUUCGCGGACGACCAGGGUUUCGGCACCAACCGCCUCUUCUCCCUUUCUUUGGGUCAAGGGCAAGAAGUUAUUGCCGAGCAUCUCAUAGACGAGGGGGUGAAAAACGGCACCUGGGUCGUCCUCCAGAAUUGUCACCUUGCCAAGAGUUUUAUGCCAAUGUUGGAAAGGAUCUGCGAAACUUUCACCCGAGAAACCGUGCAUCCGGACUUUCGUUUGUGGCUGACCAGUUACCCCGUCGAAUAUUUCCCGGUCAGCAUUCUUCAAAAUGGCGUCAAAAUGACGAACGAGCCGCCCAAAGGGUUGAGAGCGAAUAUAAUCAGAUCUUUCUUACUGGACCCGAUAUGCGACGAGGAUUUCUUCGAGGCGUGCAAGCAGUCGGAGGUGUUCAAGAAGCUACUCUUUUCCCUCAGUUUCUUCCACGCGAUCGUUCAAGAGCGGAGGAAAUUUGGACCGAUCGGUUGGAACAAUCAGUACGAAUUCAACGAGACUGAUUUGCGGAUCAGCGCUCUGCAGUUGAAAAUCUUGCUGGAUCAAUACGAUGACGUUCAAUUUACCGCGUUGAAAUACUUGACCGGCGAGUGCAAUUAUGGCGGUCGAGUGACGGACGAAUGGGACAGGAGAACGUUGAACACGAUCCUCGAUAGAUACUAUCGCGUGGAGGUCAUCGAGGUGAAGGAAUACCAAUUCGACGCGAGUGGUAUUUAUUACAUACCCGAAGUCUAUCAGCACGAGAAAUUUCUCGAGUAUAUCAGAUCUUUACCAAUGAUCACUACACCAAGCGUGUUUGGGAUGCACGACAACGCAGAUAUCAUUAAGGAUCAACAAGAGACCAGCUUGAUGUUCAGCUCGAUAUUGGCAACGCAGAUUAUUCAGGAUAUCAAGCCGAGGAGUUUAAGAAGAAGGAUAAAGGACACCACGGAAACGGAGGUAGACGAGGAAGGAGCAUCACCCGACGACGUCGUCUACGGUAUAGCGUCCGAUAUUCUGUCAAAGUUGCCCGACGACUUCGAUCUAGACGUUGCGCUCGAGAGAUAUCCGACGCUGUACGAGCAAAGCAUGAACACGGUGCUGGUACAGGAAAUGGGAAGAUUCAACAAGCUUCUGCAAACGAUCAGGAGUAGCCUCAUAAACGUUCAGAAGGCGAUCAAAGGUCUGUUGAUCAUGACACCGGAUCUCGAGGAGGUCUACGUAUCGAUAAUCACAGGAAAGAUACCAAUUAUGUGGAUGCAUCAUUCUUAUCCGUCGUUGAAGCCGCUUGGCAGUUAUAUUCAAGAUUUCUUGGAUAGGCUCGCUUUCCUCCAGAAAUGGUUCGUAGAGGGGCAACCACCGACAUUUUGGAUCUCCGGUUUCUAUUUCACGCAGGCGUUCCUCACGGGUGCGCGUCAAAAUUACGCGAGGAAAUAUAUGAUACCGAUAGAUCUCCUCGUCUACGAUUUCGAACCUCUGAAGGAAAAAGAAUUCACUACACCGCCCGACGAUGGUGUUUACAUUUACGGUUUGUUCCUGGACGGAGCCCGCUUCAAUUUGGAUACGAUGAAACUCGACGAAUCGUUCCCGAAAAUUUUGUACGACCAUGUCCCUCACAUUUGGCUAAUACCAAUGAAGAAGGAAGAUAUACGCGAAAGGCACACGUACACCUGUCCAGUGUACAAAACCACGGAGAGAAGAGGCGUUCUAUCGACUACCGGGCAUUCGACCAACUUUGUAAUCGCCAUAUGGCUGCCGACGGAUCGAGAUCCGGAGCACUGGAUACUUCGAGGCACGGCCAUGAUCUGCCAAUUGUCCGAUUAAAUCAUCCUCCCCACAAGGAUUCGACGUUUAUUUUAUCGCUUGUCGCUUGCGCAUAAUCUCGAGCAUCCUCGUCUACGUUAUUAGAUGGUGGAAUUAGCUAUUCGAGGAUUAAUUCGACUCCUCGACGAGAGAAGAUCCCGCCUCGUACAGAUACAUCGUGUAAUAAAAGAAUAAAUUAAAAAUCGAAAC
Messenger RNA from Apis cerana (Asiatic honeybee), 10641 nucleotides. RefSeq names its product Dynein heavy chain at 36C. Gene Ontology annotation, biological process: microtubule-based movement. Lineage: Eukaryota; Metazoa; Arthropoda; Insecta; Hymenoptera; Apidae. Gene Ontology annotation, molecular function: ATP binding; dynein intermediate chain binding; dynein light intermediate chain binding. Gene Ontology annotation, cellular component: dynein complex. The record is from RefSeq and is a predicted model, not a curated record.